CAGUACGCUACGCGGCAUCAUCUACCCUGCGCACGAGUCGCCGGUGGUCAUUUAAAUGAUUUUUCUCAUUUCCUGUGGUCAUCUUUUUGUGUCGCUCAAAUAAUUUACCACUUAAAAAUUAAUUAUUUAAUUCAGUGGAAAUUUUUGAAAGCUGUUUCCUAAGGAUUGAGCAUAAGGCGAUGCAAGAGAAUAAGCAUACCGUGACAGUUAUCGAUAAAGGUGUCUAUCUCGUACACCAGGAGGAAGAGAAAAUAUCGGCACAACCUACGCCUGUAAUUAACAUCGAUAAACUUCCCAAAAAAGAUGGAUUCGCUGAAAAGAAAUCAUGGAUCUCAUCAAAAACACCAACAAUUUUUCAUUAUAUCACAUUAAUUAUAUUAGGAGCACUAACGUGGGGAUAUCUUUGGUAUACAUGGGGCGACAACUGGGCAGUGAACGGGCAAUGGUUUCGACUGGCAAUCGUGGCAAUCAUAGCUUGGGUCAGCGGUCUAAUCCUACAAGAGCUGACAACACUACCUCCGGUACUCGCUGCUUUACUCACGGGUAUUCUCGCCCGCCAUCUUGGAUUUAUUGACAUGCGAACGUUCCCACAUAUUGAUACAUUCUUAAGGAGAAUAUACCCAGUUAUUAUUCUGGGCAAGGGAUCUCUGGCUUGGGAUGUUCAAUUCAUGAAACAAAAUUGGAGGCAAAUAUUAGCCUUGGGAGCUUUACCUUGGAGCACAGAAGUUGUACUAGUGGCAGCGUGUACACAUUUCCUUCUCGAUUUACCUUGGAUUUGGGGAUUUCUUUUGGGUUCUAUAUAUGCAUCCGUAUCGUGUCCUGUGGUGAUGCCUUCAGUAUUGAAACACGGAAAGAAUGCGGGUGGAAAAGUGAACUGGCCCCAGCUUAUAUGCACUGCAGGCGGUAUAGACACAGCCUUGAGCGUUGGCACGUUUGGCUUGAUUUUUAGUUAUAUAUUUUAUGAAACUCACGAAAGUUAUCGUUUAGCAAAAGCAAUAUUAGCACUACCUGUAGGGGUAGCCUUAGGCGUUGCGUUUGGGAGCCUGGCGAAGUACGUGCCAAAUUCAAAGGAUACCUAUGUUACUGAGCUGAGAGUUUUAUUCGUUCUCGCCGGAGGACUUUUUGGCAACGUUUUCACCGCUUCUAUUGGAUGGGGCGGGACUGGUGGUGUAGCUGUAUUGGCAUGUAACGCAACGGCAGCGACACACUGGUCGAAGAAAGGAUGGAAGCUGAACCAGAAUCCGGCCGCUACUGUGUAUCGAGUGCUGUGGUCAGCUUGCGAGCCAGUUUUGUUUGCGUACACCGGAACAUUCUUCGUGGUACACAGUUCAAUAUCCGACACAAUGCUUAUUGGACUAGGCAUCCUGCUUGUAUGUUUAACGGUUAGACUGGUUGUUGCGUCAUUGGCCUGCUGGAAUCUCACUCUGAAACAGAAGAUCUUUGUAUGUUGCGCGUGGACACCUAAAACCAUUGUCGAGGCAGUGUUAUGUCCAACAGCAAUCAGCGCUGUAUUAAUGUCUGGUGGUCACGAAAGCCCAGACUUAGUUUAUGCUGAAGAGUUGAUGAGAUUGAUUGUACAAGCUAUACUCGUCACCACGCCUAUCGGCUUCCUCCUCACGAACAAUUUGGGCCCAAUGCUUCUUAAUAAUACACAAACUGACUGUGAGAAUAAUAAAUUUACACCAAGAAAAUCUAGCGCAUCACCUGAAAACAGCAGGUUAUGAGAAAAAUCAAAUCAAUGACCAUUAAAAAUCAAUAUUUACCAUUAUAUUUGAUAACGGAAAAGGAUGUACUCGAAUCUUUCGAAAUGGAAGAACGUUUGUAUCGUUCCGUGAUUUUGGUUGAAUAAUUUCUAACUAACGAGAAUUAGUUAAUGUUAAUUAAAUUAGAUCAAAAUAUUACUACUACGCCAGGAGUUAUGACAGCGAGUGGUUUUUUUUUCAUGAAAGUUUCAACCAAUAACUACUACCAAAUUACUCAACAUCUGCGUAUCUGUAUAUCAAAGAGAUAUCGGUAUAAGUUUAUAUUUUAUUUAGUACUCUGAUAUGACUCUUAUUGAUAUAGGAAUAUAUUUCAUAAGGAGAUGUUACUAAGUAAAAUCUUCAUUCCAGUAAAGUUGCAAAGUAUACAGUUAGACACUACUCCAUGAGAGUCGUUCUAAGGGCUUGAUAAUAGGAAUUAGAAUCAAGGACAGUAUCGUUGGAAUUGAAUUAAGCAAUAAAUCGUAUCAUAGGCAUAAAUGGUUUUGUGAAUGAGUUUUAAGUACUUAAUUACGUUUUAAAAUAAAACACCGCUGAGAUUUUAAAAUUAUUCCUAAAUCAAGUAGGUAAACUACGAAUCUUUUUUUGGAUGAAAUGACUGCCCACGUGACUGAUCUCCAGCCUGACUUUUGAGUUCUUACUUAAAAAUGCUUCAGUAGAAUGAUGUGUUUUCUAAUCAGAUUAAUAUUUUAAUUUCAUUUUAAUAUUAUACAUUUCCGCGGGUCGGAUGCAAAUUAUUCAAUAGAAAAAAUGGAGGAAAUAAUCGAUGUUAAAAAGUACCUAGUUUAUUUUUCAAAAACAAUAAGAUAUUGUAAUAAAUAUUCAGAGCACUCAACUAAGUCUAGUCUAGUCGUAAUAAAGUUUCAACAUUAGCAAAAAAAAAGCUAUUAAAAUAGCUAAAAUUAUUAGAUUACAAAUUUAAUAUUGAAUUUGACACUACACUUCUUAUUUUUAAAUAUUAUAAUAAAAUAAAUAAACGUAUGUAAUAAUUGUGUAAAUAGAUUAUUUUCGAAGUCUUAAUUUCUUAUUUUAACAAACAUCAUGUUUUACGUUUGACAAUAUUGUAUUUGGAAAUACCUACAAAAAAAAUGUUUGUCAAUAAUCCAGACUGCGAAAAAUUAGUUAUUUUAUAAUACAUAAUAACAGUUAAGAGUAAACGUACAAAAUAAACCACAAGAAUUUCAAAUACAACUUAGCGCUAUAAUAUCUUGAAUAAACAAGUUCGGAGUUAUUUAUAUAUUAAUAAAAUUUUGCAUAUAUAUUAAUAAUGUAAGUAAUAAACCAACACAGUAUGUAAAUACAUAAUCUCUUAAAGAUAAGAGAUUCCUAAAAACAUGAUAUGAGAGUCUCUUUUUCAUUGGCAAGACAAAAAAAAUUGUUAAUUACAAUAUUUGUUUAUAAUUUAAAAGAAAUUUACUUCCUCGUUCCUGUAAAAUUAUUUGAUAUAAAUAAAAAAUAAAAUCAAAAUAUAGUAGGCCCUAGCGCAUUCGAAUCGUUAUUUUACAAUAUUAAUAAUUCGGAACACGGAUUCCAUUGAGAAGAACCUGCAAGGAACUCAGUUUUUCACAAUAAAUCCUCAUGGGUAACUAGACUAUCUGAAAAAUACUUUAUAUUACCAAGGAAAGAAGCAAUUAUACUAAUUUUAUGAAAUUAUGCCUAGUAUUGUUGCUGCGGUUGUUUUUUACAAACAUAUAAGUAACACAUCAUGUUACUUAUGCGUUAAAAUAGCAACAGUAUUAUGUAACGUAGAAGCUGAUUUUGUAGAUGUAAGAUUAAAUAUGAAAUGUUAAACAUACUACAAAUAGAAAUGUAAAUGAACAAACGAAUCCUACCCGUUAUUAAUAUAGAUAAUUAUAAUCUUCCUUAACCUCGUGAUUUCGCACUUAAAAUAUAUAUGUUUAUAUUUGAUUAUGUAUAAUUAAAAAUGUGUAAUUAUACUACGUUAGUUUUUUUUAAGCAUAUUACUACUUAAAAAUCGAUGUAUUUAGAAAAAAAAUAUUAGACGUAUUUACUAAAUUACUUUAAUAAUAAUUAUUAUUAUUAAUAAAGUGUAAAUAUUUUGUACUAUAGUAUUUAAUCUAGAACUGUGAUGUACAAAUAACUAGAUCUAUAAAAUGUGAUACCAUAAAGAUUCUAUACUUUAAUCAAAGUGUUGGUGACGAAAUAUGUUUGAUUAAUAUUUCUUGCUCAAUUACAAUUAACUAUUGACUUACAUAUGAAUUAAAAUGUAUUCAAAUAAAAUAGGAAGAAAUUGUAUAAAACUUUCAAAAGAGAUACAGAAAAAAAUAACGUUGUAAAUAAAUAAAUAGCCCUUCUUUAAUUACUUAAAAUGUAGGGAAACCAAAUUGAAAACCAAAUUGAUUUUUAAUGAUAAGAGUAUAAAUGCUGUUCGCAAUGAAUGUUGAUGUUUAUUAAACUUGUUGUAUAAUA
This is a messenger RNA of Nymphalis io (European peacock), 4190 nucleotides long. Its product is annotated as sodium/hydrogen exchanger 9B1-like. Lineage: Eukaryota; Metazoa; Arthropoda; Insecta; Lepidoptera; Nymphalidae. The record is from RefSeq and is a predicted model, not a curated record. Bases 180 to 1724 code for a protein of 514 amino acids. The transcript has 11 exons.